CUGGACAUGGGAUUUGCAAAUAUCUGGCUCUCUGAUUCUGCACUGGACCAGCAUGGAGGAGCAAUAAAUCCCAAAUUCAAACUCAGGUGUCACUGCAAUAAAAUCUCUCAUCGAGACUUAAUGAAUAAAGAUUCACAUGCACUUGGAGAGACAAAGCAGCACUCCAAUCAAAUGACUCAAAAGAGGAGAAAGAAAAGCACCUUCUAAUCUCAGGACCACAGGCUGGACAGCCGCAAUGAUGAGACUCAUGAGAGGCAAAGGCCAAAGGCGAUUUUUAAAACAUGGAUGUGCUUCUGUUAUUCAUCAAAAACUUACAGGCAGAUGAAACUUGAUGUUAUUAUGGGGUCAAAUAUCCCAUAAAUGUUUUGUUUGGCUCACCUGACAUCUGUCAGCACACCAACACAGCAUUGAUGAAUUUUCCUUUAAAGAGGCAAAGCUGGGAACUGCCAAGGCCUAACUAUGUAGCAGAUUUACAUGUGGCUUGUGAUUUAAGACGGUUCGACCGCAAUCAGUAUGGAAGGGCAGACGACUGCUUUGGUUUGGAUAUAUGAUAACACUACAGAUCAACUGAACACUUCAUAUAAGUACAACACAACAGAUUUAACUGAAAACUCUGACAAGUACCAGUCUUAUAUUAUUGGUCUCUUUCUGUCCUGCCUCUACACCAUCCUCCUUUUUCCUAUUGGAUUUAUUGGCAACAUCUUAAUCCUGGUGGUAAACCUGAACCACAGAGAGAAGAUGACUAUCCCUGAUCUCUACUUUGUUAAUCUGGCUGUAGCAGACCUCAUCCUGGUGGCUGAUUCCCUCAUUGAGGUCUUCAAUCUAAAUGAAAAGUAUUAUGACUAUGCCGUCCUCUGCACCUUCAUGUCCCUGUUCCUGCAGGUCAACAUGUACAGUAGCAUCUUCUUUCUCACGUGGAUGAGCUUUGACAGAUAUAUUGCCCUGGCUAGCUCUAUGAGCUGCAGCCCACUAAGGACUAUGCAGCAUGCUAAACUCAGCUGUGGCCUCAUCUGGAUGGCUUCCAUCCUGGCCACACUUCUUCCCUUCACUAUUGUACAGACUCAGCACAGGGGUGAGGUGCACUUUUGCUUUGCCAAUGUCUUUGAGAUUCAGUGGCUCGAGGUAACCAUUGGCUUUUUGGUGCCCUUCUCCAUUAUUGGUCUGUGUUACUCUCUGAUUGGGCGAAUCCUCAUGAAGGCCCAGAAGCACCGUGGAUUAUGGCCACGGCGGCAGAAAGCCCUGCGCAUGAUUGUGGUGGUGGUACUGGUGUUCUUCAUCUGUUGGCUCCCAGAGAAUGUCUUCAUCAGCAUCCAGCUGCUUCAGGACACAGCAAACCCAUUGCAAAGGACUGCUACCACCCUGUGGCAUGACUACCCCCUCACAGGCCACAUUGUUAACCUGGCAGCUUUCUCCAACAGCUGCCUCAACCCCAUUAUCUACAGCUUUUUAGGAGAAACUUUCAGGGACAAGCUGCGUCUCUUCAUUAAGCAGAAGGCCAGCUGGUCAGUGGUGAACCGCUUCUGUCACCAUGGCCUUGAUCUGCACCUCCCUGUCAGGGGCAAAGUGUCAGAGGUGUGACUGCAAUAGGAAAAACUGUUUAUAUAAAAACAUCUCCACAAACUUCUUCACAUAAAAGUUAUAUAUUAACUUUCUUUAAG
Molecule: messenger RNA, 1658 nt
Organism: Melanotaenia boesemani (Boeseman's rainbowfish)
Lineage: Eukaryota; Metazoa; Chordata; Actinopteri; Atheriniformes; Melanotaeniidae
Gene: gper1
Product: G protein-coupled estrogen receptor 1
Exons: 2
Coding region: 514-1578 (354 amino acids)
Biological process (GO): cellular response to estradiol stimulus; G protein-coupled receptor signaling pathway
Cellular component (GO): membrane
Molecular function (GO): G protein-coupled receptor activity; nuclear estrogen receptor activity
Source: RefSeq, a predicted model, not a curated record